AUGAUCGACGUUGACUUAGCGAAGCAGUUAGGUCUCAGUGGUACGGAAGAGAGUAUGAACAUUACGACUGUAGUUGGUACACGUAAUGUCACCACCAGCUUAGUAGAUUUUAAUAUUAAGGGUAAACACAGCUCGGAGAUUCAUACCAUUAAGAAAGCCCGUACUGUACCUAAUUUAAAGUUAGCAUCACAAUCGGUUGACACUAGUGAGUUAGUUUUAGAACAUUUGCAUGAUCUUGUCGACGUUCUCUCGUAUUCUAAUGCUAAGCCAAAAGUUCUCAUAGGGUUGAGCGACUGGCAUUUACUGAUUGCUAGAGAGAAUCGUAUAGGUACUCGUUCCCAGCCGGUAGCCACUCACACGCCUCUGGGGUGGGUACUAUACGGAUUAUCAUACAAGAUUACUACGCCUGUUCAAUUCAUUAAUCAUUGUGUAUUUUCUGAGGUAGACAACGACCUUGAUAUUUUAAUUAGGGAUUACUAUAAGUUAGAUUCUAUCGGUUUAAAAUUACACGAGCCUUAUACCGCUUCUGAGUCGAGAGCCAUUCGUAUUAUGGAAAAUACAAUAACACGUCUUCCAAAUGGUCGAUUUGAGGUUGGUUUACCUUGGCGUGAGGAUUCAGUAGUUAUGCCCAAUAGUUAUCAUCACGCCCUGUCUAGGUUGAAUGGUUUAAACAAAGGAUUCAAACGGGAUCCUAAUUAUCAAUUAUUGUACAAACAAAAUAUUGAGGCUUACGUUGAAAAAGGAUAUGCUGAGGAAUGUGUGGUUGAUGACGGUAUUCUCUCAAAUUCUAGGCUUUGGUAUUUGCCACAUUUCGGUGUGACAAAUCCCAAUAAACCGGGCAAGUUGAGAAUUGUUCACGACGCAUCUGCUAAGAGCAGCGGUGUUAGUUUAAACUCGUUACUAUUGCCAGGUCCAGACUUACUUCAGUCAUUGGUAGGUAUCCUCAUAAGAUUUAGAGAGGGACAAGUAGCUUUGACAGGAGAUAUUAGAGAAAUGUUUCCUCAAAUUAAAAUUCGUGAAGCCGAUCGCAACUGUCAACGCUACUUGUGGCGACCAGAUGGACCGGACGGGCAGGUUCGUGAGUUUAGGAUGUCGUCUCUUAUUUUUGGUGCAGCUUCGUCUCCUUUCACCGCCAUUUAUGUUAAAAAUAAAAAUGCUAGAGAUUACGAGAAGCUGUUUCCUGAAGCAGCGAAAGCUAUCAUUGAAGAUCAUUACAUGGACGAUUUUCUGGGUAGUGUAGACGAUGUUGACACUGCCGCUUGUCUUGCUAGGGAUAUUGUAAAUGUUCACAGUAAGUGUGGUUUUGAGAUGCGUGAAUGGACGUCGAAUAAACCAGAGGCUUUACGUUUUGUUCCUAGUAAGUUAUGUAAAUAUAAUGAGUCUCAUGUAAAUCUUGAUAUAAAUAAAGCUACUAUAAGAGUUUUAGGUUUAUUUUGGAAUCCGAUAAGUGAUUAUCUAAGUUUUAAUGUAAAUAUUCAACAGCCCCAUGAUCUUCACUUAACUAAACGUCAGGUCUUGAAAGAUUUAAUGAGAAUUUUCGAUCCUUUAGGUUUUUUAUGUCCCUUUAUUACGCAGGGAAAGAUUUUAUUUCAACGAACAUGGAAACUAGUUACUGGUUGGGAUGACUCACUGCCUCCGAGUGAAUGUGUCAAAUGGCAGGAUUGGUAUCGUGGUUUUGAAACAAUAAAGACGUUGACGAUCCCGCGAUGCUAUUCGGACCAUAUUGACCCAUCCUGUCGUGAGCUACAUAUUUUUUCUGAUGCUAGCGAUCAAGCUUACGCAUGUGUUGCGUACUGGCGACUUAAAUAUCACGAUGGUUCAAUCAAAAUUGCUUUUAUCAUGAGUAAGUCACGAGUCAGCUCUCUUGAACCAACGCCUAUAGCUAGGUUAGAGCUUCAGGCGGCUCUAUUAGGUGUACGUUUAGCAGACACAAUCACUCGGGAUUGUAAACAAAAGAUCAACGCACGUUAUUUCUGGUGUGAUUCGCGAGUAGCUUUAUCGUGGAUUAGAAGCGAUGCACGCAACUUUAAAGCGUUUGUUGCGAAUCGGGUCGGAGAAAUUUCUGAGUCGACACUACCACGCGAAUGGCGCUGGGUACCGUCAGAGCUUAAUGUAGCAGACGAUGCCACUUGCAUAAGUGCCAAAAGCUCAAUCGAGCUUAAUAGAUGGUUAAACGGACCGUCCUUCUUGAUGGCAACUGAAGAGCAAUGGCCAGUAGAGCCCGCUGCUGACCCCGUCGCUGGCCAGGAUCUGAAGUGUCAUCAGACAGUUUUGGCAGACUCUCGGCCCUAUUUUAAUAUUAUUCCAAAUUCUAAAAACUUUAGCAACUGGCUGCGACUCUUACGAGCCACAGCCAGAGCUCACCAAUUUCUACGCCUACUUAUAGAAAAUAAGUCAAAUAAUGUAUUUUCUAAUAAUAGAUGUCGUUUUACUAAUAGGGGUACACUACGUCCGCUUCUUUUUAAAGACAUGAAGUCAGCAGAGCUCCAUUUAUUACGGCAAAGCCAGGCGGAGUCUUUUAGUCUCGAAAUUGCAGCUUUACAUCGUGAUGAGCCACUUCCUAAAUCCAGUAGAAUUGGAAAUCUCUCGAUAAAGCUUGGUUCGGAUGGACUACUACACCUUGAUGGAAGGAUAUCAGCUACGCCAGAUCUCUGCGACGAAGUUAAGUGUCCUCCUAUUUUAGAUGGACGUAACGAAAUUGUUCACUUGCUGGUCCAGUAUUACCACAUCUGGGCUUGUCAUGGAUAUAAUGAGACGGUUGUGAACGAAUUGAGACAGAGGUAUUGGAUUCUUCAUUUACGACCAACUGUUCGCUCAAUUGCUGCUAGAUGUCAAGCAUGCCGCAUAAAAAAGGCUUCAAUCUCGAUUCCACCUGAAGGAGAUUUACCGGUAUGCAGACUAGAACACCAUCAACGUCCGUUUCUGAACACCGGCCUUGACUAUUUCGGACCUAUGGAGGUAACAAUCGGAAGGAGACGCGAAAAGCGAUAUGUUGCGCUAUUUACCUGUCUCUCCGUCAGAGCAAUACAUCUGGAAAUUGUUGGCAAUUUGAGUGCAGAUGCUGCUAUUAUGGCACUUAGACGUUUCACGUCACGCCGCGGAGUACCAAGCAAGAUCUUUUCUGAUAACGGCACGGCAUUUGUUGGAGCUAGUCGAGAGAUAAGAACGAUGUGGACAGCCAUGAAUCAUGCAGAGGUGGCAGAUUACGCGAUAUCUCGUGGUAUAGAAUGGAACUUUAUUCCCCCCCUCUCUUCAUUCAUGGGCGGUUGUUGGGAAAGGCUAGUUCAGUCUGUUAAAAGAGCUCUUGCAGCGGUUGUCAAGAGUAAAUCCUUUAAAGAAGAAACUCUUAUCACGUUCUUAGCAGAGAUAGAACACGUCAUCAAUUCGCGCCCAUUAACUCACAUAUCGGUCGAAGCAGGAGAGGGACCUGCCCUCACGCCGAAUCACUUCCUCCUUGGGCACUCAUCUGGUCUUCCCGGCGCCACCACAUUAGAUGACGGAGUGUUACUUGGCAGAUCGCACUGGCGUAAAGCUGUACGACUAGCUGACCAUUUUUGGUCAAGAUGGCUGAAAGAGUAUGUACCAAAGCUAGCGCCACGUACAACGCGGAACUCUCAGCAGCGAUAUACAAAUUUAGCUGUUGGUGACAUUGUGCUGAUUGCUGAUGGAAACAUGGCUCGUGGAGUGUGGCCCAAAGGCCGUGUAGUCGCCGUAUAUCCAGGACGCGAUGAAAUAGUUCGCGUAGCGGACGUAGCAACAGCUGGGGGGAUGCUUAGGCGUCCUGUACGCAAACUUGUUAAACUAUAUUUGGCUGGACAGAAGAGAAACACGCUGAAGAGAGGGAAAUUCUCGGAGCAGAAACCCGAUCUUGAUCGGCACCCGCAAGGGGAACCCAUGGAAUGA
Messenger RNA from Achroia grisella, 3903 nucleotides. RefSeq lists its product as uncharacterized. The coding region runs from base 1 to 3903 and encodes 1300 amino acids. NCBI's taxonomy places the organism in Eukaryota, Metazoa, Arthropoda, Insecta, Lepidoptera, Pyralidae. Gene Ontology annotation, biological process: DNA integration. The record is from RefSeq and is a predicted model, not a curated record. The transcript is spliced from 3 exons. Gene Ontology annotation, molecular function: nucleic acid binding.